Messenger RNA from Lontra canadensis (Northern American river otter), 3493 nucleotides. It is a transcript of the gene CDKN1A, whose product is annotated as cyclin dependent kinase inhibitor 1A. Gene Ontology annotation, cellular component: nucleus. The transcript has 3 exons. Lineage: Eukaryota; Metazoa; Chordata; Mammalia; Carnivora; Mustelidae. Gene Ontology annotation, biological process: signal transduction by p53 class mediator; regulation of mitotic cell cycle. Gene Ontology annotation, molecular function: cyclin-dependent protein serine/threonine kinase inhibitor activity. The record is from RefSeq and is a predicted model, not a curated record. The coding region runs from base 1486 to 1980 and encodes 164 amino acids.
GCGGGCUGUGUCCCUGGUCCUUGGGAACGUGUUGGGACACGUCCUUUAAGGGCAAUCGAGGAGGUGACUCACGGUGACAAGGAGACCCCGGGAAACUGGCUGGGUGAGGUCAGAGCUCCGCCCCGGCUGGGGGACAAUGGCCCCCCAGAAAUCGGCUUCGCGGCCCUCCGCGGUCCCUGUCCUCUCGUCAGCACAGUGACUGUUUGGCUGGCAGCCAGUGUUCUCAGGGAAGCCGGGACAUCAGGAGGGCCAGUACUGGUGUCCGGUCCCCGCCUCGGAGAGCGCCCUCGAGGACCCAGAGUUGUGGCCCUGAGCGGGGUGGGCUUGCGCCAGAAGUCAGUUUGAGAAGAGCAGGAGUGUGACAUACUUCUCUUCCAUCGCGCCCGCAGAGCCUCCGCCCAGCCAGCCCUUGGGUCAGGGCGCCGUACUCCGCCGCGGGAGCCGAGCCCUACACUGCGGGGCAGCGGGGCGCGCUGCCCACGCCCGGGGAGAGAAGACGCUGAGAGGUCACAUUGGAGGGUGCGACUUCGGGGGGCGCGACGCUGCUCAGGGACUCUGACAGCCGCAUCCGGUAGCCCCCGGUGUCCCCCAUCAAACUGCCCUCUCCGAGGGCGACAGGUCUUAGCAGAGCGGGAGGACAAGUCGUUCUUUGGGCGCCGCCGCCCAGAGCGGGCCACAGCGCAUCCGCCCUGUCGGGGGCCCUCGGGGGACACUGGCGCCCUCUUUGUGCGAAAAAGAAUCUGGGAAUUUGGUUUGGCACUUUAGGGUGCCCAGACAGCUACCCACCCUUCCCUCUCUCCACGUCGCGUUUCGAGUAAGACUUUCGAGCGGUUUUGUUUUCCUUGCUUUCGUCUAUUUUUAAUUUCCAGGGAUCUGACUCAUCCCGUGCUUUGGGCGUGGAGAUAAGGUGGAGGGACCAAACCUCUGCGCGGCUGUGCGUGCGGAGUGUGUGUGUGUGUGUGUGUGUGUUUCUGUCACAGAGGAGCGCGCGGUUUCCCAACAGUGGCGGGGCUUUCGGAAGCCUGGCUAGCUCAGCGUGACGUGUUUGCGGCCCCCGGCACCCCCCCUUCGCCCCUCCCUACCCGAGGGGGACGCUGCAGCCUGAGUGGAAGCGAAGUUUUGGCGGGCGGGGAGCACUUUGCAGGAAACUGACUCAUCACAACUCCCUGCUGCUGUCCAAGGCUCUGCCCACGCACCUCCGACCCUGCGCAUGAUUUCCUGGCGACCAGCGCCCCCUUCCGGCCCCGGCGCGAAUAGCAAGCACGCCUUCCCGCGGAAUGCCGCUUCGCCCGCCUUUCCUUCCCGCCUCGCUUCUGCUGGGCUGAGCGGCAUCUGCGAGCGCCCCUUGAAGAGUACCCAUUGGUUCAGCAAUGUGUACCGAGUUCUUACUGUUUACUUCGGAAUUAAAAUUGGUUGAAGUCUGAGGCACGAAGGCUAACAAAGGGAGCUAUUCUUAGUUACCUGUAAAACAAGGCCACAGGUGACAUGGAGGAGCCAUCCAGGGAGGACCGGCAGAUCCCUCGGGGCAGCACAGCUUGCCGCCGGCUCUUCGGCCCCGUGGACAGUGAGCAGCUGCAGCGAGACUGUGACGCGCUGAUGGCCGGCUGUGUGCAGGAGGCCCGGGAGCGAUGGAACUUCGACUUCAUCACUGAGACGCCACUGGAGGGCGACUUUGCCUGGGAGCGUGUGUGGGGCCUGGGCCUGCCCAAGCUCUACCUGCCUACAGGGUCCCGGGGGGGCCGGGAUGACCUGGGAGGGGGCAAGCGGCCCAGCCCUUCAUCUGGCCUGCUGCAGGGGACCGCUCAGGAGGACCAUCUGGACCUGUCGCUCUCCUGCACCCUCAUGCCUCACUCCCCCGAGCGGCCAGAGGGAUCCCCAGGGGCUCCUGGCACCUCUCAGGGCCGGAAAAGGCGGCAGACCAGCUUGACAGAUUUCUAUCACUCCAAACGCCGGCUGAUCUUCUCCAAGAGGAAGCCCUAAUCGGCUCACUGGAAGCCUUAAGCUCCUAGAUAUGAGAGUUCCAUUCCUGCCCCCCCCAUAACCCCCCUACCCUCACCUUCUACAACUUUUGCCUUUAGCCCUUCAGUUUGUGCGUCUUAAUUAUUAUUUGUGUUUUAAUUUAAACUCCUCCUCUUGUAUAUAUCCUGCUUACCACCACCAUCCCCCAAUGCCUCCCCAGCCUUUGGCCUUUAGAAUUAUUUAAAAAAUCAUGAGACAACAGAAUGAUAGGCUUAUUAGAGUGCUAGGUAUUUAAGAUGUCUUCAUCUUAUGGGGAAUGAAGAUGUCUUCCUCCCCAUUUCCGUGCUCCCAGAGGUCAGGUGGGGCUGGCCUGACCCUCCCUUGCUGGGUGGUGCUCUCUGGAGGAGCCCGCUGCCUCUGCUCACCGCCUCAUAGGUGUUAUAAAAUCCCACCCCUUUCCUGUAUUCCCAAACCUUAUAAAAUUCUUUAUAAUUUGAGAAGUAAAUAGCACUUUGAAGGGGGCUUCACAGGAUGGGAGCAUCAUCAAAACUUUGAAGUCCCCUCACCUUCUCUAAGGUAGGACAGGGUGACCUUGAAGUGGGCACAGCCUGGAACAUGGCUGGGGACGUGGCACUCUCCUCGCCUUUGAUGCCCCACUCUGUCCUGUGAAGACCUGGGAGAAGGUAGGGUCCUGUAGCAAACCACCCCACCUCCCCUUACCCCCUCUGCCACCACAGGGGAGCCAGUCUCAACAUUUGGCCUCCCCUGCACUUUUCUAGAAGCUCCAGAUGCCUCUCUUUUCCAGCUGGGCUUUCAGGUCCCUCUUUGCCCCCCCCCAUACCCUUUCCCUCUAGUACCUUCUCAGCCCUGGGUGGCAGCUCUGGGGUGCCUAUCCCCCCAGCUCAGUGGACUGGGAAGAGAAGGGGUAUGCUAGAAGUAGGGUGUCCCUAGUUCUACCUCAGGCAGCUCAAGUGGUGAUCAUCUCCUCCUCUUGCCUUCUGGGGCAGAGGUCUGGGGUGGUCAGACAGGCCUUCUUGAGUGGGGAUCUCUCGGUCAGGGACAUGUUGUUGGGGGGAGCAGAAUUUUCUAGGAAGGCAAGGGUGACACCGGCCCCUGGAACUCACCCAAGGACUUUUCCCACUGCCCCCCUCCCUUCCCCCAUUUCAUUGCACUUUGAAUAGCAGCUGAACAAGGAGUCAGAGGUUUUAAGACGGUGGGGGUAGAGGCUGUGGAUAGGGCUUGCUGAGUGGGCUCAGAUGGGCCUGGGAGCUGUGAGCUGUUGUCUUUCCUGGCACGGAGCCAGGAGCCCCUGGAGGCCCCAAAGCACUUAAUCUGACCCCAAACACCUUAAGCUCCCAAACUUCCUGGCCUGGACUGUUUCCUCCUAGCCCCUCAUGUGCCCUGGUUCUCCUGUCUCCAUCUAGACUGUAAGCCUCUGAAGGGCAGAAACAAGUCCUGUACUGCUCUAUGUCCCUCACAGCCUCUCCCACAGUGCUGGGUAUACAGCAGGUGCUAAAUAAAUAUUUCUUAGUGA